This is a messenger RNA of Funneliformis mosseae, 190 nucleotides long. The record is from the annotation of a GenBank genome assembly. NCBI's taxonomy places the organism in Eukaryota, Fungi, Glomeromycota, Glomeromycetes, Glomerales, Glomeraceae.
AGCAAAAGAAGCUAAUGAAUGGCCAAACAAUAGAAGAGUAACAAUUGCAGCAGGAAUAUUAAGGGAAGAAGCAGCUGACUGGUAUAAUCUAGUAAGCACUACAAUUAACAGAUGGGACGAAAAUGCAAAUACAGGAUUUAGGGAAAGAUUCUUAGCACGUUUCUCAUCGCAAGAAAAAUUAUAUAGAUGA